This is a messenger RNA of Triticum urartu, 3715 nucleotides long. RefSeq names its product wall-associated receptor kinase 3. The record is from RefSeq and is a predicted model, not a curated record. Lineage: Eukaryota; Viridiplantae; Streptophyta; Magnoliopsida; Poales; Poaceae. Gene Ontology annotation, molecular function: protein serine/threonine kinase activity; ATP binding; calcium ion binding. Gene Ontology annotation, cellular component: plasma membrane. Gene Ontology annotation, biological process: protein phosphorylation; cell surface receptor signaling pathway.
UGCACCAGUGGCUGUCAACUACUAGCACAAGUCACAUGAGUCUUGCCCAAGCUUGGGCACCUUCAUGUGUCGUUGAUGCUGCAUCCACAAUUUAGUCGCGUUCACAAUCGGCGCCGUCCAUCGUGUCCAUCUUGCCUUCUUGUGCACCACUGGCUGUCAACUACUAACAAGUCAAAAAAGUCUUGCACAAGCUUGUUCCCUGUGUCACCCAAGCACAGGUGGCGUUCCCUCCUCCAUUGAUGAAUUGUAUGAAUAUUGCUAGCUCACAUAUGAUGGGGUUCCAAGAAAAAACAGAGGUCAGCAAGUCUUGCACAGACCUCACAAGUCAGCAAACCUGUAUUCAAGAUGUUGAUGUAUGGCACGCACGCAGACCCACCAAUUCAUGACCAAGUGGAAUUCCAUGUUCUACUUUUUGACAGAUGUAUGGUGGCGUGCUUCGCUCGGUUGUUGACAACGCAUUCUAGAACUUAUUAUAUGCGCGAAAGUCUUCCGGAGUUCCCACGGGAGAUGGCGGGAAAGUCUUCCGGUUGCUCUGCAAAUCACAUCUUUGAUAGGAAAGUCUUCCGGUUGCUCUGCAAAUCACAUCUUUGAUAGGCUUCUAGUAAUAUACAGUACAGGGUGCUCUGUUCUCUCCCACCUUUUGGGUUCUACAAACAAAAUUCUGUUAGCCAGCAUGCGGCUGGUGCUCUUGUUGGUGUGGCUGUGGAGCUUGGCACCCACUGCCAUGAACAUCAAGGUGGCAUCUGCAGCCCCCCAUCCUCCAUCUGCCCCUAGCCUCGCGCGCUGCCCCAAAACCUGUGGGGAUGUGAGCAUCUCGUACCCCUUCGGCAUCGGGCCAGGCUGCUUCCGGCGAGGCUUCGACCUCAUCUGCGACACCACCACCAGGCCUCCCAAGCUCUUCCUAGGCAACACCACCACCCAGGUGAUCAGCCUCUUCCCUUCAGGAACCGUCCUUGCCUCCAUCAUGUACACCAUCCCCAUGGUGCCGGGUGUUGGCACCUACAACCUGUCCUGGGAGUCUCCAGGGAGGAACCUCAACAUCGCGACCUACAACUACCUGGGGUUCCUCGGCUGCGGCAUCGGGGUCUACCUGUACCACCCUGACACGGGUGACCUCGUCGGCCACUGCACGAUUAAGUGCACCUCCAUGGCGAGCUUGCUCCUCGUGACGGAAGGUGGAGGGAUCUGCAACGGCAUGGGCUGCUGCACCGUCACUUUCCCCGUGGCGUUCCGAGGGUUUAGGGUGACCAUCGUGAAGAACAACGAGACAGUGCCACAGCCUUUUGCUAACAUCACCAUCAAGGCUUUCUUGUCAUUCCGCCCGUAUAUCUUUAGUAUUGCGGACCUGUUGUCCGAUAAGAUAAAUGCGAGCACUGUCGGUGCUUCCUCUGCUGCGUACCUCUCGACUGUGAUCACAGAUAAGCCCAAUUGCGCAAAAGCUCGGUCGGAUGAUAAGACACGGUAUGCCUGUGGCAGUAGCAAUUGUGAGGAUGUGGCAAAUGGAGGCUACUCCUGUACCUGCUCUGGCAGUUCUGAUGAUGGUAAUCCCUACAUUCUUGAUGAUUGCAAACAAGAGUAUAAUCAUACCCCCAAAAUGAACUGUUCUAGAUCAUGUGGUAGCACAAACGUUCCUUUCCCUUUUGGGUUUGAACCAGGGUGUUACGCUACCAGGAGAUUUCAACUGAAUUGCGCAUCCAAUCGCACUCUUAUUGGCAGACCACCUGUAAAAUAUGAAGUGACAAAUAUUUCAUUAGAUGAUGGACUGCUAUAUGUUAAUAAGCUUUCAGAGUUUGAAGAUGCCAACAUGAAUUAUCUAUCAAUAUACUACGGUGGCUCUGGAUAUUUUGGUCAGCAACUGGUAUAUGGAUUGGAUAAGUCUGAUUUAUCUGAGGAAUUUGGUGUCUGGAGGUGGUCCGCGGCCAACCUUACAUGUGAAAGUGCAAAAAAAGACAGAGCGUAUGCAUGCCGUAGCGCGAAUAGUGAGUGUAUUGGUGUCACGCAUGGAAAACUCUACAUUGGUUAUCGAUGCAAGUGCUCUCCUGGCUUUGAAGGAAAUCCUUAUGUCGAAAAUGGAUGCACAGAUAUUGACGAGUGUCUGAUACCCAAUAACUGUAAUGGGACAUGCUAUAACCUGAAAGGAAGCUUCCGUUGUUGCCCUCAUGACAUGUUCUUUGAUCCAGUAGAAAAACAGUGCACUCCUGAUAAGCGGCAAAAUCUUAUUUUGGGGGUUUCUACUGGGAUUGGCAGUGGUUUUGGAGUACUAGCUCUUGCACUGGGUGCGAUUAUACUAAUGAGGAGAUUGAAGAGAGGCGCUCAAAGGAAAAUCCGAAGGGCAUUCUUCAGAAAAAACAAAGGUCUGCUCCUGGAGCAGCUGAUCUCAUCCACCAGUGAAAGCGUCACUCACAGCACAAGGAUAUUUUCCAUGGAAGAGCUAGAGAAAGCAACCAACAACUUUGACCCGACGCGUGUGCUCGGGCACGGAGGCCAUGGCACCGUCUACAAGGGGAUUCUAUCCGACCAGCGGGUGGUGGCCAUCAAGAAGUCCAAGAUGGUGGAGCAGAGCGAGAUCGACCAGUUCGUCAACGAGGUGUCCAUCCUGUCCCAGAUCAUCCACCGCAACGUGGUGAAGCUCUUCGGGUGCUGCCUCGAGUCCGAGGUGCCGCUUCUCGUGUACGAGUUCAUCUCCAACGGCACGCUCCAUGACCUCCUCCACAGCGACCCGGACGCCAAAUGCUUGCUGACGUGGGACGAUCGUAUCAGGGUUGCUCUGGAGGCUGCAGGGGCGCUUGCCUACCUCCAUUCGUCCGCCGCGAUGCCGAUCUUCCACAGGGAUGUGAAAUCUGCCAACAUACUAUUGGAUGACACUUUCACCACGAAGGUCUCGGACUUCGGCGCCUCCAGGUCCAUCUCCAUCGACCAGACUCACGUGGUGACCAUCGUGCAGGGGACAUUCGGGUACCUAGACCCGGAGUACUACUACACCGGGCAGCUCACCGAGAAGAGCGACGUCUACAGCUUCGGCGUGAUACUCGUCGAGCUCUUAACAAGGAAGAAGCCAAUUUUUCUCAACAGUCUUGGUGAGCAACAGAACUUGUGUCAUUACUUCCUUGGACGGCUGAAAGACGAAACCGUCAUGGAUAUUAUCGAUUCUCAAGUUGUGGAGGAGGCCAGCCAGAGCGAGAUCGACGAGAUGGCGUCGGUCGCCGCGAUGUGCUUGAGGACUAGAGGCGGGCAGAGACCUAAGAUGAAAGAAGUGGAGCUAAGGCUGCAGCUGCUGCGAGCUAGGAGGCGACCUCCUAGAAGACACGAACAAGAGUUGCAAAGGCACGGAGAGACCAAGCCGUUGUUGUCAACUCCAAUUAAGUCCAGAUCUACUUCUGUGGCCAUGGCCAAGAACGUUGAGCUUGGCAUCGUCGCUGAUAAUCCGCCAUCGCGGACUCUCACGAGGUGCUACUCCAUGGAGCAAGAGAUGGCAGCUUCAUCAGAGUUUCCUCGUUAGGCGGUAGUAGAUUUUGUUUCGAAGAGGACUUCCCCCAUGCGCCCUGUGUUGUUUAUCUAGACUAGAUUCUUGCAGUACCUUGAUUUUAGCAUUCAAUCCCUGUGACUAGUAAGUAAUGGAGUGGAUAGUAGAAGAAUGUGUUGAUAAAUUCAGUGUAAGAAUGUAUACAGAAGGUUCAGAGCAAGAGAUGGUAUCUUCAUCAGAGUUUCCUCGUUA